AUGAGGUCUGACAUGACGUUCACGGUGAAAAACAGUCAUCACAUGGAUAAUACGCGGAAGCGAAGCAACCAAGUCCAAAAAUGGGUAGGGUUAGGUGACUUUUACAUACCAACAGCCUUGGCACAGGAUCCACACGAGAGAAGUGUUGGAUCUGGAAAGGAUAAGAGUUUGGUAACUCACCAAGUGAAAGGACUGUGCCCACGAGGGCAGCAGCCCUCAGAUAGAGGCGGAUCAUGCGAGAUCCAGCAGUUGAACUCGCGACGGAGUGGGGAACGAGCGGGGCGUGGCUCGUCUAGUGGGGGAAGGAUGUUCUCCGUCACCGCCGAGAUGACGACGUCGACGACGAUCCCCACCCGCUCCCGUAGUCCGUCAUGA
This is a messenger RNA of Strongylus vulgaris, 375 nucleotides long. The record is from the annotation of a GenBank genome assembly. Lineage: Eukaryota; Metazoa; Nematoda; Chromadorea; Rhabditida; Strongylidae.